Aspergillus sclerotioniger CBS 115572 is the source of this 459-nucleotide messenger RNA. RefSeq lists its product as uncharacterized. Bases 126 to 368 code for a protein of 80 amino acids. The transcript has a single exon. The record is from RefSeq and is a predicted model, not a curated record. NCBI's taxonomy places the organism in Eukaryota, Fungi, Ascomycota, Eurotiomycetes, Eurotiales, Aspergillaceae.
CCGGGCCCGGGGUGGAUUUGCCUGGGCAUAAGUCUUUUCCGGGGUUGGCUGGUUUAGUCUUUACCCUUUACCCAUGGCCCGGACACGGAAAAUUACCCGCCGGUCCGCCCCAGGGGGUGGUCGGGAUGUUUACCUGUUGCGUUGGGGUCCUAAUGGUAAGCAAAGCAUCUCAGAAUGCCAUCUCUUUGUUGCUGGCUUCCACCUUAUCUCUUCCCGGUUUUAUCGGCCACUGCUGGUGCCGUGUGGAGUAUGGGGUCGCACGUGAACCGAUACGAACCCUAAUCGGAUGGCCGGAUCAACGCCACUCAUGCCGUUCAUCGGCCAGGAAUGUUUUCUCCGAGCUGGAAAAACCUCCUUACGUAUCCUAGAUGAUGGAUGCUGCAUCCACAUUCUCCAAGUAAUUUAAAAUCAUCCUGUGAGGCUCGGGGCGUGCUUUUGAUUUGAAAGCAAAUCUGGCUA